Molecule: messenger RNA, 225 nt
Organism: Aspergillus pseudoviridinutans
Lineage: Eukaryota; Fungi; Ascomycota; Eurotiomycetes; Eurotiales; Aspergillaceae
Exons: 1
Source: RefSeq, a predicted model, not a curated record
UGGGCCUCUCAGGUUCGCCCGUUGCUUGGGCCGCAAGGGGACUUGGUCACUCGCGCCGUCUCGCGCGCGCAGGGCCGGUCGGCCCUCGAAGCCUGCGCCCGCCUGCCCACCGGUCCCCUCCGCGCGCGCGGCCCAUCGCUCGCUGCGGCAGGGCGCGCGCGCCCGGCCUAUAUCGGCCGCGGGGUCUGUGUGUCUGUCCGUGUAUCGCGAUGGAUGGAUCGGUAG